AUGGAGCAAGAACUCCUGUCGCUCCUGGCAGACACCCAGUCACCUCGAGCAGACGCCAGGAAAGCCGCGGAGGCCCAGCUGGCCCAGCUGAACUCAAACGAAUCCUUCCCCAUCUCCCUUACAGCCAUUGCCUCCCACGAAUCCGUCCCCGUGAACUUGCGCCAAUCGGCCCUUUCCGUCCUACGCACUUUCAUCGCUUCCUCCUGGUCACCCAACCUUGACGACUUCACGGGCCAGGUGCUCGUCUCCGAUGCGAACAAGGCUCAGAUCCGCGCCGCCCUGCUGGAGCUGGCGACUACCGUCGAGACCCCCGAACGCAAAGUGAAGGCUUCCGCCAGUUACGCUGUUAGCAAGAUCGCCAGCGCGGAUUUCCCAGAUGACUGGCCAGAGCUUCUGCCCAAUUUGCUCCAUGUGAUCAACGAGCCUGCCACAACUGACAUUGCGCUACACGGAGCCCUGAAGGUACUCUUGGAUCUGGUGGAUACGGGGUUCAGUGACGAGCAGUUCUUCAAUGUCGCCCGUGACCUCGUCUCGUCACUUUUCGCCGUGGCAACGUCCGAGGCCCGUCGUCCAAUGCUGCGGGCGCUUGCUGUUGCAGUGUUCCGGUCCUGCUUUGACACAUUAGAAAUGGUACUGGAGCAGCAUAAGGUUGCAAUUAAGCAAUUUGUGGAUGAGGUGCUGAGUGCGUGGUCACCAUACUUUGUCGAGACAUUAAAGGCCCCCCUGCCUCAGCCACCGAGUCCGGAGGAAGCAAACAAAGUAGGCGAGAUUCCAUCGCAAUGGCGUGGUAUUGUUGGCUUGAAGCUUCAAGUCGUAAAGACUGUUAUGAAGAUCCGCAUGGUCUUCCCCGGACUUCUAACCGCCCAGAGCCCGACUUUCUUCUCGACCGUCUGGACAGAACUCACCAAUGCUAUGCCCAUCUACCAAAACUUCUAUAUUGAAGAUGAACGCCAAGGACGUCUGGAAGAUGUUGACGGUCUUCCGUACUCAUUGGAUUUCCUCAUCCUUGAGGAGCUGGAUGUAAUUCAGGCCCUCUUGAAGGCACCGCCCGUGAAAGCGGAGUUGACACAACAACUGCAAAACGCUGGCGCUGCUGCUACAUCAUCUGGUUGGCUACCAGAGAUUUUGAAGCUUGCCAGUAGCUACUCACAAAUUACCUGCGAAGAAGAAGGCCUGUGGGAGAUUGACGUGAACCUGUUCCUGUCGGAAGAGACCUCGGUCACUGCAAACUACACUCCUAGAACCUGCAGUGGGGACUUGGCCAUUAAGCUCGGCGAGUGGCUGAAAGACAAGGCGGCCGAGGGUAUUCUGACCUACCUGAAUACCCUCUUCGCCGAUACCUCUGCCUCGUGGAAGUCUCGUGAGGCAGCUCUAUACAUCCUUAAUGCCCUCCUUCGGGAUUUCGGCGAGGUCUCCCAACCAAUCUCUCAAGAAGUAGCCACUCAUUUCACCCAGUUCGUCCAGUAUGCGACUCAGCAAGAGCAGGAUCUGCUGCGCGCACGGGGCUACCUCGUAGCCGGAGCCCUGGCCAAGGUUGCCGGUGAACCUUUCCAGCAGACCACCGUUUCCUACCUGGAAGCUGCCUUGAAAGCCAUUGCCGAGGAUCCCUCGGAGGUGGUUAAGGUGGCCUGCAUUCGCGUUCUGCAAGACCUUAUCCCCUCUCUGCCCGUCAAUGUGGCUCGCCCGUUCCAAACUACCGUUAUCUCGGCCCUCUCAGAGUUUGUCUCUGCACAUGACCUGCGCGAGGAGACCGACUCGGAUGAUCUCAAGGUCACUCUGGCCGAGACUCUUCGGGAUACCAUCAUGGUCGAUUCGACUGUGGUGCUGUCAUCAUUGGCCAUUGACGUCCUGUUUAACAUCGCUAGCAGCGGUGCAGAGAACUUCCAGCUCACAAUGACUGUAACCGAGGCCUUUGAGGAUAUUGUAGAUCAGAUCACUGAGCACGGCCCGGAGGCGUAUAUCCGUCUCUGCGAGAAGGUCCUCCCGUCGCUGAUGGGCGCUAUUGACGUGGGCAACAUGACCGAGGAGAACGAGCUGACGGUCUUCGCGGCGGACCUGCUCCGUGCUCUAGCCGAGCGCAGCCUUGAACCCAUGCCGGCCGGCUUUGUAGAGACCGUCAUGCCCAAGCUUAACCGUCUGCUGCUGGAGUCUGAGGAAGGUGAGCUGAUCCGGCCCGCGACCGAGGCCGUGCGCCACAUGCUCGCGCAUGACUUUGCUCAAUUCGUCGCCUGGCGCGAUCCCCAGUCUGGUAAGGAGGCCAUUGAGGUUGUUCUGGUCAUUAUCGACCGUCUGUUGGGACCGGCCGUGGAUGACAAUGCCGCCACUGAGGUCGGUCAGCUGGCUGCCGAGCUGGUGGAGCGCGCUGGUUCCGAGCGUCUGGGACCGUAUCUCCCCCAACUCCUGCAGGCGGUUGCCCAGCGCCUGGCGACUGCCGAGCAGGCUCAAUUCAUCCAAAGCUUGAUCUUGGUAUUCGCCCGGCUGACCCUCAUCUCCGCGCGAGAGGUAGUCGACUUCCUGGCCCAAGUGAACCUCGGUGGGCAGAGCGGGCUGGUGGUGGUGCUGAGCAAGUGGCUCGAGAACUCGGUCAACUUUGCCGGCUAUGACGAGAUUAAGCAGAACAUUUUCGCCCUGGCGCGUUUGUAUGAAUUGUCCGACCCGCGACUAUCCGAGGUCCCCGUCAAGGGCGACCUCAUCAUCACCGACACGGGCCGCAUCAAGACGCGCUCGCAAGCCCGCGCCAAUCCCGAUCGGUUCACCACUGUCUCGGCGCCACUGAAGAUCGUCAAGGUGCUGGUUGAAGAGUUGGCCGCGGCCUCGGGCAACACGGAGAUUGACGCUGCGCAGGCGGCGGCCUUGGAUGACGUGGCGAGCGACGAUGGCGAUGAUGACUGGGAAGAUGAGCCGGGGCAGGUGUUGGAUCUGGGCCUGGGCAUGACCAAGCAGCAGUUGAUGAGCUUUGGCGAAGGUGGAUCAGAGAGUGUAUUUGGCGUGCGCCGUCGGGAUGACGAGACACAGGCGUUCCUGGCCGAGUUUUUCCGGCGGGCGUCGCAGCAGCCGGGCUUCCAGGAGGUGUUUGCGGCGUUGACGGCCGAUGAGCAGGGGAAGCUACAGGCGUUGGGAUAA
Penicillium daleae is the source of this 3123-nucleotide messenger RNA. RefSeq lists its product as uncharacterized. The record is from RefSeq and is a predicted model, not a curated record. Gene Ontology annotation, molecular function: small GTPase binding. Gene Ontology annotation, biological process: protein import into nucleus. The transcript is spliced from 3 exons. Lineage: Eukaryota; Fungi; Ascomycota; Eurotiomycetes; Eurotiales; Aspergillaceae. Gene Ontology annotation, cellular component: cytosol; nuclear envelope. The coding region runs from base 1 to 3123 and encodes 1040 amino acids.